Molecule: messenger RNA, 549 nt
Organism: Botrytis porri
Lineage: Eukaryota; Fungi; Ascomycota; Leotiomycetes; Helotiales; Sclerotiniaceae
Exons: 1
Coding region: 1-549 (182 amino acids)
Source: RefSeq, a predicted model, not a curated record
AUGACAUCGCCAAAGUCGACCUUGAAAUCAAAGGCUAAAGCUCCAGCCUCAAUCUCUCAUCUUGCAGCUGCACCACUGAGUGCUCCUUCUUCAACACCUAUAGGAACAAUGCCACUGACUAAGGAGUCAGCCAUUAUAAGACUCCAGCCCAAAAGCAAGCGCGCUGCCUCACCUACUCGCUCUGAAGAUGCACCAGUCGAUACUUCUUCUUCAAUGCCUACAGAAACAAUUCCACCGACCAAAAAAUCAACCAAAAUAAGACUCCAGCUCAAAAACAAGCGCCCUGGCUCACCUGCCCCUUCUGAGGGUACACCAAUUAGUUCUUCUUCUUCUUCAACGCCUACAGGAACAAUGUCACUGACUAAGAGAUCGACGGAGAUAGAUAAUCUGCUCAAGAGAACUGCCGUUAAGCGCCCUUUUACAUGGCCACGACCACCUCCGUAUAUAUAUGAUCGUGAUUCUACCAGACCUCAUAGAAUGACACGAACAGAGGCACCGUUGGAGCCAGAGCUCCAGGGCCACGGGAACGAGGGUCUUUUGGGGGAAUAA